Chara braunii is the source of this 2738-nucleotide messenger RNA. The record is from the annotation of a GenBank genome assembly. NCBI's taxonomy places the organism in Eukaryota, Viridiplantae, Streptophyta, Charophyceae, Charales, Characeae.
CCGAUGGCCGUCGCUUCUGCGUGGUGGGUUACCGACCAGUCAUAAUGUCACCCAGCAACGAUUACAUAUGUCAAUCUCUUACCUUCUGCCACGUGUCCGGUUCUCAGAAUUCGGAUCGGUCAUACCUCGUACGGGUUGGUCGCUCGGUAGCAGUUGUAUCAGUAAUGCGGCGCUUGCCGGGGAAUCACAAUUAGCAGGUAGCAAUCUUGGUCGUCGUUGUCGUGCGGGUGCCUCUCUUCUCCCAUGUCCUUUCCAUGGACAAGGCGGGGGGGCGUUGGCUAUGGCGAUCGAGCAAGCCGAGCACGACCCUGCUUGCCAUGUAUGUCCCCCUGCAGGACUUGGUCGUCGGCUUCAUGGCCCCACCAUCAUCCAGUCCGAGAGGCAAGGAUGGACUUCGUUUCCUGACACCUUCCGCGGCGGCUACAACAUACCCCCCUGCCAUCGUCGCUGGAGCUCGGUCUGCCGCCAUAGCCGGAUCUACGACGACGUUGUUGUUCUUAAGCAGUCGCUUAUGCCCUCGGGCGGCAAGGGCAGCAGCAGGAUCUCAGAUGAUGAUGGUACGAUUUGGCGGGAACGUGGGUCAACAACGUCGUCGGCGGGAACGCUCUCUUCCUCGAACAUUAUUACCCCCUUUCCCGCCCAAAGGUUAGGGGCAUUUCCCGCCAAUUUCCCGUCGCCCGGAUGGCGGGACUCGAUCGGCAUAAGGCGCAUCUUGGAGGAUGAUGCUUUGGCGGCUGCGCAAUCUCGAGUCAACGCUCUUGCGCCGCCAUCGGGUGUGGCGGCGGCGGCGGCGGCGCAAUCUCAAGUCAUCGCUCUUGCGCCGCCAUCGGGUGUGGCGGCGGCGGCGGCGGCGGAAUCUCAAGUCACCGCUCUUGCGCUGCCAUCGGGUGUGGCGGCGGCGGCGGAGAAUACUGUACCUCGUAGCGAGAGUUCCCGUUUGAGCGGCAUGGCUAGCACCAACAGCAGUAAUAGCAGUAGUAGCCGGAGGUCUUUGGAUAUGCAUUAUUAUGGGUUGGGAGGAAGAGGAAGAAGAAAGGUGGGGGGUUGUGUGAGAGAGAGAGACGCCAUGCCGCUGGAGCUGUCAGCCAUGGUACCGAGGCUGAACGAUCGGCGAUGCUUCGGUGCCAUCGCCGGCGGAGUAGGGUUACCUGGACCGGGACCGGGACCGGGACCGGCAAUUUCGAGGAAAUGGCCAGCGAGGAAGGAGGAGGUGGAGGCGGAGGAGGAGGGGAAACGAAGGACUGCAAUCCCGGCGGGGAUUGCUUCCUCCACGCUGUAUCGUGUGUCCCAGCAGCUCAGGAGAGUUUGUCGCUCCUCCCUCUGCUCCGUGUCGAGCAGCACCGAGGACGCAGGUGGGUGGAGAUUCACCGGAUGGUGGGGAAGGGAAUCGGAAGGCAAAUUGGAGAACGUUGUGGGGGGUGGAGGGGGGGUAGACGAAGGGGGGGGGAGAGAAGUAGGAUCAGAGGGGGGGGGGGACGGAAGAGGGGGCGGAGCAGAUAGUGGGGGGGGGACCAAAGAAGGAGCGGAGUUGAGCGGGAAACCUUCGACAGAGGACCUGCUCAAAGACAGACAGCUUCAGGCAGUACUCAUGCAGGGGCCAUGCAAUCUUCUCUGUAUCGCUCCAAUUUUAACGGAUGUCCCGAAGGACGAAGCUGUAGCAGUAAAAACUAAAGUAGGGGGAAUUACAGUUAGGGAAACUGCUGUACUGAAAACUGCAGCAGUGGAAACCGCAGCAGUAGAAACUGCUGCAGCGAAAACUGGACCAGUGGAAACUGGAGCAAUGGAAACUGCAGCAGUGGAAACCGCAACAGUGGAAACUGCAGCAGUGGAAACUGCAGCAGUGGAAACCACAACAGUGGACACUGCAGCAGUGGACACUGCAGGAGUGGAGACUGCAGCAGUGGAAACUGCAGGAGUGGAGACUGCAGCAGUGGAAACUGCAUCCACCUCAUCCUUACAAUGUGAUCAGGCAACGAAUAGCAGGGAGUCCGGAACAGCAGGCAGCGUCCAUGAAGCCGGCCGUGCAAGUGGCUCUGAUUCCGCGGCUAGAAGCGCGGUCGAGGCAGCUGCUGGGGCUGGAGGGGUCGCCAGGCACGAAGCUGCAUGGCUGAAACGCUCAGCUUCUCAGCCCCCCUUUGAGAUGCGGAUGCUGGAAUGUAUGUUGGAAAACGUUGUCCAUGGGUUAAAGCUGGGUUAUGUCGAGCUCGGUCCCGAGGUUGCGGAGGUGUUGGGAUUAUUUGUGAAGGCAGAGGGGCAAGAAGUGUUCAUAGACGAUCAGCGAAGGUUGCUGCGAUUGAGAAAUCGGCUUCUGCGCUUCAACAUGAAGGUUAACCAGAUCAGCAGUGCCUUGAAAGAGCUUUUGGCAAACGAUGAGGAUAUGGCCCAGCUUUACCUGACACGAAAGGCAGAGCUUGGAGGAGAAGUUCGAACGCACGAACAUAGUGAGGUGGAGGAGUUGCUUGAAAAUUACUACAAGCAAGUCGAGGAGGUGGUUAAUGAGGUGGAGACUAUGCUGUCGACGAUCGAUGCGACGGGGGAGUACCUACGUACUGUGCUAGACAGCUUACGGAAUGAGUUGAUUAGAAUGGAUGUGAUGCUUAACAUGACCACAUGCUCCUUGGCCGCUGGAGGAGUCCUUGCCGGGGUCUUUGGAUCUGUUUUGGCAAAUUAGCACCUCAGGGAUUCACCAGAUGUUUGGGUUGCAUUACGCACCCCUUUAAACCCCUUUAAAACCCGUU